Messenger RNA from Baudoinia panamericana UAMH 10762, 1808 nucleotides. RefSeq lists its product as uncharacterized. Bases 216 to 1499 code for a protein of 427 amino acids. The transcript has 6 exons. Lineage: Eukaryota; Fungi; Ascomycota; Dothideomycetes; Mycosphaerellales; Teratosphaeriaceae. The record is from RefSeq and is a predicted model, not a curated record.
GUACAUCAUCGACCUGUCAUAUGGCCAAUGGCAGAUGGGGCCUGCAGCAUGGCCGCGUGGUGCCUGGCGGAGACUCGCGACAAGCAUUACAUGACUGACGUCGUGUCAAUGUCGAUUGCAGAAUGGUAGAAAGGUCAAAGUCCCAGUCCUCUGUCUACUUUGUGUAAACUCUUUGCAACAUCGCAUCCGUCGUUACCAUACCACUGAUUGCAAUAAUGCGUACCUACAUAUUGGCAGCGGCGGCAGCUAACAUCCUCCUGUGCUCUGCACAAAACUCAGCACAGUUGAUCCGCGAUCCCGGUGUUUAUGGGCCACCAUUAGAACUCGUACAUCUCUAUUAUGACCAGUUUCCCACGGGCAUCGCUGUGUCGUCUACCGGCCGCCUAUUCUCCAACUACCCAGGCGGCUUAGACCCUAACAACACCAACAACGGCAGCAAUGGCAGAUAUACGAUUGCUGAGCUGACCGGUAAUACAACGGAGAGCGCGUAUCCGAGCGUAGCGAUCAACAGUCCGCCAGGUGGAGCAAUCAACUACACGACCUACCCCCCGUCAGGUGCUGGCUAUUCGAACUACUUCAUCGGCUCACAGUCCAUUGUGAUUGAUGCCGCCAAUCGUGCUUGGAUUCUCGAUACAGGGCGCGUUGAGACACCCAAUGGAACGCUAGUACCGGCCUCGUACGGCGGUCCAAAGCUUGUGGGCAUCCAUCUCAACAACAACACCAUCUUCCAAACCAUUGUAUUCCCGACGACCGUGGCUUUCUCUGACUCCUACCUCAACGAUGUGCGCUUCGAUCUGCGACCCAACAUCACUGCUUCUGGUAAGGGCGUCGCAUACAUCACUGACAGCUCUGUCGAGGGCCGCAAUGGGAUCAUCACGGUCGACCUCGGUACCGGCCAGUCUUGGCGACACCUAGACGGUAAUAUGGCGGUGCGUCCGGAGUCGCAGUGGCUGGCAUACCUAUGGGGCGUGCCGUUAUAUUCGUUCAACCCAGGACGACCAUUUGGUUACAGCACCUUUGGAGCCGACGGCAUUGCCUUGUCAGCAGAUGGUGCAACUCUGUACUGGAAGUCUGUGGCUGGCCGCUAUCUGUAUAGCAUUCCGACCGCACGCCUACGUGACAACAGCGCGACAUCGGAAGUCCUUGCUCAAGCUGCUAUUAACAACCACGGCCAGACAGGCAUCACUGACGGCAUGGAAACCGAUAUGAACAACGGUUUCAUCUAUCACGGCAAUAUGGAGCAGAACGCCAUCAGCUUCUACAACCCUGCUAACGGCACGGACUCUCUUUUUGUUCGCGACCCGAGGAUCAAUUGGGUACGCAUCCAGCGAGACACUGUCGACACGAUGUCCGUCUCAACAAACGGCUACCUGUACUUCACCUGCAACCAGCUGGCAUUCGGCACUGGUUUCUACCCUGGCACGGACCGGCGCCAGAAGCCGUUCGCUCUUUUCAGGGUCAAGCUACCGAACAACGGCACGAAGGUGAUACUGACAUAGGCUCCAUGAUCGAGAUCUAACAUCUCACGCCGCACAAAUUAAAGUUGCAGGCAGGGCUUGCGAAUAUGCUAGUAUACUGUAACUUCCCAUGAUGAAUACUAUGAAUGAAGCUAAACAACUCCCGCUUGUGCAUGCUCUCACGAGGCGGCAACACUUGUAAUGUAGAUAGUGCAGGUUCGGUGGUUCCUCGCAAAUGCUUACGUGCGCAUAUCAGCGCUCAAUUCGUCCAACGCCACGUUGCAGGCUAUAAAUCCUGCUUCAGUUCCUUGAUGAUGCUUCCCUAGAUGUGCGCUGGCAGGGUUGUAGAGG